Theobroma cacao (cacao) is the source of this 1460-nucleotide messenger RNA. Its product is annotated as metallo-beta-lactamase family protein. The record is from RefSeq and is a predicted model, not a curated record. NCBI's taxonomy places the organism in Eukaryota, Viridiplantae, Streptophyta, Magnoliopsida, Malvales, Malvaceae.
CAAAUUACUCCCUUUAAGUCAAACUUUAUCAGCUUAUCAAAUUAUACAAAUUUUCCAACACAAUUCAACCCUUAGCUUUGGGAAGUCAGCAUCAGCAAAACCAAAUACUAUCUCACUAAACCAAGUCAUAGCUGCCUCUUCACUUGUAUACAUCCUCACCCUUUCUUCCUUGUCUUCUUGGUGGAGAACAAAGAGAGAAAAAGGAGUAUGGCUAUGGCAAACAAAGCUAUCAAUCUUGCAAGUGUUGGCUCAGUUUUUCCUUCUUCUGUUGAUAACCUGAAGAAGUCAUCAUCAUCAACCAGUGUUCAUAAGAAGUUGAGGGUGUCAAGAUUCCCAUCAGUGAAAGCAGUUCAAAGCCCGGUUGAAUCAGGUACUGGAAGAUGGGCCAGACAGAGACGACCCCAGAACGUAGAUGGAGACUUUUUUGUAGAUCAUACAUGCAUAGAUUGUGAUACUUGCCGCUGGAUGGCUCCGCAAGUCUUCAAACGAGUUGAUGGGAUGUCUGCAGUUUUUAAACAGCCAACUUGCAAGGAGGACCGAUUAAAUGCUCUCCAGGCCUUGCUUUCCUGUCCAACAAGCUCAAUCCGUACAGAAGUACCUCCUUCUGAUAUCCUAGAAGCCCAGAAGACAUUUCCAAUUCCAAUAGAUGAGAAGAAGCUUCCGGGUGUUUAUCACUGUGGGUAUCAUUCUGAGAAAUCAUAUGGAGCUGCUUCCUACUUGAUCAUUCAUCCUGAAGGAAAUAUACUUAUAGAUAGCCCUAAAUUCACAGAGAGACUUGCACAGAAGAUUGAGAUGCUGGGUGGAGUACGCUAUAUGUUUUUAACCCACAAGGAUGACGUUGCAGAUCAUGGGAAGUGGUCAAAGCGGCUUAGUUGUGAUCGGAUUCUGCAUUCUCAAGAUGUUGAAGUUUGUACCACUGAUGUCGAGAUUAAGCUAGAGGGCACCGGUCCAUGGAGCCUUGGAGAAGACAUUAUGCUUAUACACACUCCAGGCCACACAGAAGGAUCAGUCUGCUUGCUUUAUAAGUCAGUUAAGGUUCUAUUCACUGGUGACCAUCUGCUGAUGAGAGAAUCUGGGUUGGACAUAAUGGAGAUAUACAAUAAAUGUUCAGUUCCUGCACAGCUGAAUAGCGUUGAAAAGUUGUUAGAGUUGGAGUUCAAUUGGAUAAUACCAGGUCAUGGUAGGAGAAUCGAAUUCAAAGAUGUUCAGGAGAAGAACACCAUUCUCGAAGCUUUUGUCCAGGAAAAGUAUACUCAGCAUUCCUCAUCUAUGAAUGUUAUUAGGAGUUUGCAUGUAUGAGAGACUGUGUCAUCGAUGUAGAGAAGAAUAAUAGGUGCCAAUACUUGGUACCAUGAUGAUUAGAGAGAGUUUUCAUUUUAACAGAACUUGCUGUAUGCCUAAAUCUUUUGUACCAUGACUGCUAGUCAAUCACUGCAAAUAAAAUUUUUUCUUGUUUUCUA